UGUGUCGGCGGUCACCAUCACGUUAACCUCAAUGAAAACAUAUCACCUCCAGCUAGAAGGCCAGUCCCACAUCUCCGCCGAAUCACCUGACAGCGCUAACCCCCCGCCGAGGCUUACUUCGACGAGUGCAUGAACUGGGAUGUCUGCAGCCGACUGGUACGCCCACAAGUCGCUCGGAGACGGACUCUUCUGGAUCCAGGAGCGUUUCUACCAGUCGGACAACCGGGCUAACAUCUGGCUGCUCCGCGGCACGCACCAGGACGUGGUGAUAGACACCGGUCUGGGCUUGAGGAGCUUGCCUGACUACAUCGACGACAAGGGCCUGCUCGGAAAAGACCCGCAGAGGAAGAACCCGCUGCUGGCCAUCGCCACCCACGCCCACUUCGACCACUCGGGCGGUCUGCAUCAGUUCCAACAGGUGGGCGUCCACAGCGCAGAGGUCGAUGCCGUGGCCAACGGGGACAACUUCGAGAUGGUCACCUGGCUCAGCGACAGGGAGAUCGCCGAGUCUCCAAGUCCAGGAUGGAGGGCAAGACACUACAAAGUCAAGGCUGUGCAGCCUACACACAUACUGCAGGAGGGUGAUGUCAUAAACCUGGGCGACAGACAGCUGACAGUGCUCCACAUGCCCGGUCACUCUCGGGGAAGCAUUUGCCUCCACGAUCGUGACAACAAGUUGCUUUUCAGCGGAGAUGUUGUGUAUGACGGCGCCAUGAUUGACUGGCUGCCCUACAGCCGCGUCAGUGACUACAUCAGCAGCUGUGAGCGUCUGGUGGGGCUGGUGGACAGCGAACAGGUCGACCAAGUCCUCCCAGGGCAUUACAACGCUUUUGGCGCAAAGCGGCUCCAUCGGAUCGCAUCCACAUACAUCAGCAGAGCUGGAACUUGCCCUGCGAAGUUCUCCACAUUUGCCUGGAGAACUCUGGCGGGGUUGGCACUGCGGGCAUCCAACCCACGGAGCGCCUGCUAAUACGAGGGGUGUUGGGAAGAAGCACAAGUGCACAAAGAAAGUUAUUAUAGUGUGGAGGACCUGACAGAGGGUGAGGAGGAGACAUUCACCUCUUUUAUCUUGAUGUAACGCUGUACUUUCACUUAUGUAAUCCAAGAGAAAUAUUUGAGUUGCCAAACCUUGUCUAAAAUGCCCCUUUUUGGGAAACAUAAGUCAAUAAUCAUCAUGACCAUAGCAUUUCUCUAUGCAUACUACAAUGCUCAGUGAAGACUCGGUGUCGACUACCUCCUAUGUUUGUAAUAGUGCUUUGGACUACUGUCGAAUCUACGGCUUUGCUAUUGAAACAUUGACAAUAAAGUCUCUGUUCUGCUAA
Molecule: messenger RNA, 1322 nt
Organism: Mugil cephalus (flathead mullet)
Lineage: Eukaryota; Metazoa; Chordata; Actinopteri; Mugiliformes; Mugilidae
Gene: mblac2
Product: metallo-beta-lactamase domain containing 2
Exons: 3
Coding region: 140-970 (276 amino acids)
Source: RefSeq, a predicted model, not a curated record